AUGUUCUCCAGACCUGCCUUGCUGCAAGGUGCCAUCACCUGCUUGGUCCUGAUGCUGGACCUGGGGCUGGUGGGGGAUGCUGGUGAGGGUGGAGGUGACUUCCUGCAUCANGGGGCAGGCUCCGGGCGGGGGCAGCUCUUCCUCCGCUCCCUCCUCUUCCUCCUGUUGGCCGGGCCCCCGUCGCGCCGCCCGGCGCUGGGGCAGCUGCGCUACGCCGUGCCGGAGGAGCUGGAGCACGGAGCCUUCGUGGCCAACCUGGGUGAGGACUUGGGACUCGAUGUGUCCACCCUGUCAGCGCGGAGGUUCCGCAUAGUGUCACGGGCCGGGGCCAGGCAGCACCUGGAGGUGAACCUGGAGAACGGGAUCCUCUUUGUGAACGAGCGCAUUGACCGGGAGGAGGUGUGCGAGGCCGGAGGGACCUGCCUGCUCCACCUGCAGCUCCUCGUCGAGAGCCCCCUGGAGCUCUACCGCGUCGAGGUGGAGGUGCUGGACAUCAACGACCACGCACCCACUUUCCCUUGGCAAGAAUACGUUCUGGAGGUGGCUGAGUCUGCCGUGCUCGGUGCCCGCUUCCCCCUGGAGAGCGCCCAGGAUCCUGACGUGGGCACCAACUCCGUGCACACCUACCGCCUCAGCCCCAAUGCUUUCUUUUCACUUGAGGUGCAGACACGCAGCGAUGCCAGCAAGUUUGCAGAGCUGGUGCUGGAGCGUGCCCUCGACCGUGAGCAGCAGCGUGUGCACCGAGUGCUGCUCACCGCUCUCGACGGCGGCGUCCCCGAGCGCUCAGGCACAGCUCACAUCCUCGUCACGGUGCUGGACGCCAACGAUAACGUGCCUGCCUUUGACCAGCCCUCCUAUGGUGUGAGCCUCCCUGAGGAUGCUCCUGCUGGCACUCUGGUCAUCCAGCUCAAUGCCACUGACCUGGAUGAGGGCCCCAAUGGGGAGAUUGAGUACUCCUUCAGUGGGCACGCACCACCACGUGUCCGGGAGCUCUUCCACGUAGAGCCCCGGAGUGGGCAGGUGCUGCUGAAGGGCCGCCUGGACUACGAGCGGGCCAGCCUCCACGAGCUCUAUGUGCAAGCCAAGGACCGUGGACCCUCAGCUGUGGCUGUGCACUGCAGGGUGCUUGUGCACCUCCUUGAUGUCAAUGACAACGCGCCAGAGGUGACCCUCACCUCUGUGUCCACGCCUGUGCUGGAGGAUGCCCCUCCGGGCACUGUGAUCGCUGUCAUCAGUGUUCUGGACAGGGACUCUGGGGACAACGGGCGUGUGAGCUGUGAGGUCAGCCCCAAUGUGCCAUUCGAGCUCCGCUCCUCCUUCCGGAACUACUACACGCUGGUCACCACGCAGGCGCUGGACCGGGAGGCCGUGCCCGAGUACAACGUGAGCAUCACGGCACGAGACAUGGGCUCUCCUGCCCUGCUGACCCGCAGCACCCUCACCAUCCCGGUAUCUGACGUGAACGACAACGCCCCGCGCUUCCUCCAGCCCUCCUACAGCGUCUAUGUGAUGGAGAACAACGCACCAGGUGCCUCCAUCUGCUCUGUCAGUGCUUUAGACCCUGACUGCCAACAGAAUGCCUACCUGUCCUACUCCAUUGCCGAUGGGCACAUCCAUGGCAUGCCUGUGGGCACCUACGUGUCCAUCAACUCCGACAGCGGGCACAUGUACGCCCUGCGCUCCCUCGACUACGAGCAGAUCCGCAGCUUCCAGAUCCAGGUGCAAGCACAGGACGCGGGGUUUCCCCCACUCAGCGCCAACGUCACUGUCCACAUCUUCGUGUUGGACCAGAAUGACAACGCUCCUGUCAUCGUUUCCCCCAUGCCCCGCAAUGGCUCCGUUGCCACCGAGCUGGUGCCGCGAUCGGCCAGGCCCGGCUACCUCGUGGGCACGGUGUCGGCAGUGGAUGCCGACGCGGGGCUGAACUCUCGCCUCUCCUACCAGCUCCUCCAGGCUACUGACUUCACUCUCUUCAGUGUGGCACCUGACACGGGUGAGCUGCGCACCCUCCGCUCCUUUCUGGAGCAGGAUGCAAGCCGGCAGCAGCUGGUGGUGCAGGUGCGGGAUGGUGGGCAGCCAGCCCUCUCUGCCACCGUGUCCCUCCUGCUUUCGGUGGUGGAGACCAUGCCCCAGACUCUCUCCGACUUCAGCGAGUUCAGCCUCCCUCCAGAGGUCUCCUCAUCUUCCCCACUCACCCUCUAUCUCCUUGUCUCCCUGGGCUCCAUCUCCUUCACCUUCCUUCUCGCCAUCCUCAUCCUCACAGCCAUUCGCUGCCGUGGAGAGCGGCGUUCCCGCCAAGAGGACAGCUGCUCGCCACCUCGCUGCCACUGCUGUCCCGGGUCCAGACCCUCCUCUGAUGGCCUGAAGACUUCCAACCUGACGGCACAGCCCCCUGCAGGGACCACGGCUGCCACCUGCCUUGAUGUGCCUGCGGGCGGCCCCCCAGGCUACUGCUACAAGGUGUGCCUUGGUCCCGAGUCUGCUCAGAGCGACUUCAUGUUCCUCAAACCCUGCAGCCCUCCCCGGAACAACGAGAAGGAUCCCGGGAAGCGGCCCCGGCCAGACCAGCAUCUCCAGGUCUCCAAAGAGGCCAAGCAGCCCAACACGGACUGGCUGCCUCCAGGCACACAGAGACCUGCCCUGAAAAGCUCCCAGAGCCUGGAAGAUGUGGGGGAAAUCCGUAGAGCCCUCCAGAAGGAGCACGAGAGGCUGUGCACACUGGUGACCCCUGUCUCUGAGUUUCAGAAGGUUUCAGCAGGCCCCAACAGCGUGUGGACACCCCACUACAGCCCCUUGUACCCAGCCCUGGAUUAUCAGCACAACGUUUACAUCCCUGGCACCCCCACUCUGCUUUCCAGCAAGGAUGGGCCCCUCUUCCCAGGCCGGGAGAACAAAAACAGCUUCUCCACCUUUGGCAAGAGGAAGAAGAUGACAACUUACUGUGACAUGCAUGACAGUGUGGUUAUCAACAACGACCUGAAAUAGCCUGGAUGCCUCUA
Messenger RNA from Cyanistes caeruleus (blue tit), 2999 nucleotides. Lineage: Eukaryota; Metazoa; Chordata; Aves; Passeriformes; Paridae. The record is from RefSeq and is a predicted model, not a curated record.